This is a messenger RNA of Ambispora gerdemannii, 222 nucleotides long. The record is from the annotation of a GenBank genome assembly. NCBI's taxonomy places the organism in Eukaryota, Fungi, Glomeromycota, Glomeromycetes, Archaeosporales, Ambisporaceae.
AUGACAACUAAAACGUGGACAAAUCAAGUUAAUAUCGUCACAAACAUUCCAAUUGGUGGCUUAACCUUAGAUCCAGAUGAACAAUUAAUAGCUCCAGAUACCACUAAUAAUUAUACUAACAAUACCAGCAAUGGCACCAUCUUCGUCAAAAACACAGAACCGUCAAACAAGCUUUCAACUGGUGUUAUUGUUGGGAUAGUAGUUGCAGGAGUAUUGUGUUAA